Molecule: messenger RNA, 1451 nt
Organism: Topomyia yanbarensis
Lineage: Eukaryota; Metazoa; Arthropoda; Insecta; Diptera; Culicidae
Exons: 3
Coding region: 220-588 (122 amino acids)
Source: RefSeq, a predicted model, not a curated record
AUCGACGUCGUGCGCGUUCCGGUUGUGUGGCUUGGCGCGCGGUUCCCGGUCACAGUGCAAGACUUGACGGAACGUUUUUUUUUGUUAGUUGUGCAGUUACUGUUGUUGUUGUUGUUUUUCUUGUUUGAUACUGCACUUUAAACUUUGCGACGAAGACUCGGCGGUUUUUUUUGCUUCAUUCUUUCUCGUUUGUACUCCGCGACAGGGCGAGCAAAAAUUAUGAAUCAAACGUCGUGUUUUGGAGAACUUCAGCACUACAAGCUGGAGUACGCCGCCGACGAUGCCAGUUGUAUUCUAUCGUCGAUUCCGUUGCCGUCCGCAUCACCUGUCUUGCCCAACCGCACCAAGUCACCCGGCAGUCCUGCCUCGAAUGGUUCGGGUCUGUCAUCGACGGCAAUCUGCCCCCUGCGGGGUUUGGGUGGUGCUGGUGGCGGUGGCAGUAUCAGCGAGGAUGGGAUCGUCGGUAGCGGCAAAAGUUAUCCCUCCAUCAGUGCGGCCUACUGGCUGCCGGCGCCCAGUGCGACGCCGUAUCAAGUGCCAGGUAUGUGCAUUGAUAGUGAAAUUGAAAUUUCCACUCGUCAUAGGUAAAUGUGCUCAAUUCCUGAGAAUGUGAGAAUCAUAAUCAGUGUCAAAUUUCCCCAGUACUUGGUACAUUGAAUGCAAAUCAGAUGGGUCAUGCUAGAAACAACAAUUUUUCAGUUCGUUAGUAUCCUUUCACCGUCCUCUAGGAAAUUAUUGUUUGAGCGGAUUUUCGCCAGCUUCGCCGUUCAGAACAAACCGACUGUGAAUGGAAUUUGCUCUAAUGAAACUCGCCGAAUAUAUUCGACACCCGGGAGCAGUCAAUUCACCCACCUCACCACCACAUCCCAUCUCCAAACAGUCCUGCACUUCCUUCAACAAAGUGAAUAUCCAAUUUCAGUGUAUUGGAUGAUUUUGCAGCGAUAUCACCACAUACAGCAUCCACCCGCCCAAAGUUCAAACGCAUCCGAACACAAGCGGGAACAAUAACUUCGGGCGAUUCUCAGAUUUCAAAUCUCAUAACCAUCCUCUUUGCUGGGCACCACCGCCGUUGUUGCAGCAACGGGGCGUUGGGUUUUGCAUGUAGCUAAAAUACACACUGUCAGCCGGUUCAGUUUCAGAUCCGUACCGGGGUCGAUGGAAAUGAGAUCGAUUCCAAAGUACAUCUCCGGUUGGUUUGCGGAAUCACCCCCGGAGGGCAACCACAAUAGACCAAAUAGAAAACAACAACAACAACAGCAACGGCAGAAGCAGUAGUACCCCAUUCUCGGAAAGCAUCAUCAUCAUCAUCAUCAGUACUACCCCUGCAUAUAUGCAACGACAGCUCUUGGAGAUGGUGUUUUCCUUACAAUGAAGAUAAAGAACUUUUGCUGUGCGGUCUGGGGAUGGCUUGAUGGCACCUGUAUACGGGUGUGUGUGUGUGUAUGAGUGUC